Messenger RNA from Tinamus guttatus (white-throated tinamou), 1269 nucleotides. NCBI's taxonomy places the organism in Eukaryota, Metazoa, Chordata, Aves, Tinamiformes, Tinamidae. The record is from RefSeq and is a predicted model, not a curated record.
AUGCCGGGACGGGGCCUCCUCGCGCUCGGGCGCCGCGUGCCCAGCGCCUACCGGCCCCUGGGCAGGGCCGAGGAGGAGGAGGAGACCUGUGUGGAGUGCGAGCUGAAAAUCCUCGAGCAAGAGGUGGACGUGGCCGUCCUGCCCCCCAAGGAUGCCUGCAAGUGCCAGAAAGAAGAGCUGGCCAAAGCCUUGAACGUUGAUUUGCAGACCGGACUCUCCGAGGUCUCCGUGCUGCAGCGCAGGCUCAAACACGGCUGGAAUGAAUUCUCGGUAGACAGCGCAGAUCCGAUAUGGAAGAAAUACCUGGACCAGUUCAAAAACCCGCUCAUUCUGCUGCUGCUGGCCUCGGCUCUGGUGAGCGUGGUCACGAGGGAGUACGAGGACGCGGCCAGCAUCACCAUGGCUGUGCUCAUCGUGGUCACCGUGGCCUUCAUCCAGGAGUACCGCUCCGAAAAGUCCCUGGAGGAGCUGCACAAGCUGGUGCCCCCCGAGUGCAACUGGUGAGGAGAGGGGGCCGGGGUGGGCAAUGAUGCUCUGCGGGUCCCUGGGUCUCGCCGUGCACCUGCAUUGGGCAUUGGGGUGGUUACGGAUCUGCUGGUGGAUGAAUCCAGUUUUACAGGCGAGGCUGAGCCUUGCAACAAGACGGACUGCGUGGUGCCCGAGGCUGGAGACGACAUCACGCUGAGCAACGUGGUCUUCAUGGGAACGCUGGUGCGCUACGGGAAGGGAAAAGGGGUAGUUAUUGGGACAGGCGAAAGCUCACAGUUUGGCGAGGUGUUUAAGAUGAUGCAAGCUGAAGAGACCCCCAAAACUCCUCUCCAGAAAAGCAUGGACAGGCUGGGCAAGCAGCUCACCCUUUUCUCCUUCUGCAUCAUCGGUUUAAUAAUGCUCAUUGGCUGGUUGCAAGGGAAAUCUCUUCUCAGCAUGUUCACAAUUGGAGUUAGCCUGGCGGUGGCCGCCAUCCCCGAGGGCCUCCCCAUCGUGGUGACCGUGACGCUGGUGCUGGGCGUGCUCCGCAUGGCCAAGAAGAGGGUCAUCGUGAAGAAGCUGCCCAUCGUGGAGACCUUGGGUUGCUGCAAUGUCAUCUGCUCCGAUAAGACGGGUACCCUGACAGCCAACGAGAUGACAGUGACUCAGCUGGUGACCUCGGAUGGAUUCCAGGCAGAGGUUAGUGGGGUAGGCUAUAAUGGAGAAGGAAAUGUUUAUCUUUUGCCAUCAAAGGAGAUUCUCAAGGAAUUUUCCAAUGUCUCCGUUGGGAAAUUAGUGGAG